AUGGAUGCUCUACGCCAACCUAAUCUCGAUCUUAGUAAUUCUUCACCCCUUUCAUCAAUUUACACCAAAACCCCUCAAACACCAACCUCUUCAACUUUUCCCUAUAAGUACCGAUUAUCUUCUUCCAGUUUCAAUGGUUACCAUAGCAAGUGUAAAGUACCAACACCACCUCAAGCUUUACCCAAGGAAAAUUCGAAUGAAUCAGUUGAAUCCAAUAAGAAAUUGAUUGAUUCAAUCGCUAAAGGUUUGAUCAGGCUCGCUGCUGCAGUCUCUGUGAAUGCUGUGCAGCGAACUCUCGUAGAGACUUGGGGUUUGAUCAGAGAGACUUUUGUUGAUCCAACUUUUAAUCAUCAAGACUGGGACUCGAAAUUCCAGCAAACAAUGGUGGAAAUGCAUCCACUUAGAACAGUUGAUGCCGCAUACAGCAAGAUUAAAGGAAUGCUUUUUACUCUUGAAGAUCGCUUCACUCGCAUUAUCAGUCCAAAGGAAAACCAAAGUUUUAGAAUUGGAAGUGAUGGAAACGUACAAGGAGUUGGACUAUUUUUGAAUACUGAAUCAGAAACCGGGCAUCUGGUUUUAUUGUCCUAUGUUGAGGGUAGCCCAGCUGCUAAAGCUGGAAUACAUGUAGGAGAUGAGUUGAUUGAAAUAAAUGGAGAGAGAGUUAAAGGGAUUAGUGGUGAAGCUGCUGCACAAAAGCUUAAAGGUUAUGUUGGGACAAGUGUUACAGUCAAAGUGCACAAUGGUGGUUUGGUGAAGGCUGGACUUGAUGUUGCUCAAAUAUGCCUGGAUGGAGAUGAGACUCUAGUGAACACAAUAGAUAGAGAUGGGAACAUGCUUCCUGUUAACAUGAUCAAUGGCCAUGCUGUUACUCAUGAUCCGCUAGUUGUUCUUUUUUUUGACAUGAAAAUCUAUAUAUUCACCUUCUGUUACAUCUUUUGCUAG
Lactuca saligna is the source of this 942-nucleotide messenger RNA. Lineage: Eukaryota; Viridiplantae; Streptophyta; Magnoliopsida; Asterales; Asteraceae. The record is from the annotation of a GenBank genome assembly.